Ectocarpus siliculosus is the source of this 3223-nucleotide messenger RNA. Lineage: Eukaryota; Phaeophyceae; Ectocarpales; Ectocarpaceae. The record is from the annotation of a GenBank genome assembly.
AUGCCGGCGAGCGUGAAGCCCCCAGUGUUUACUUCUAUGGUCCAUCGCAAAGUUCAACAUCACACAUCUUGGCAAGACGCAGAUUUCCAGCCAGAUGACCUUGGCUUAGACUUGACUGAUCUCUCGACCAUGACGGGCUUUCUCAUGAACGAAGUGCCCGACAACACGGGCCACUUCUAUCCGCCAUGGGCGAACGAGCUGUCUCCGCUUGUCAAGGAUGAGCCUUCGGCCUUCAUGAUGCCGGACCCUGCCGCCCCCCGGCAACCCCAACCAAGACAACAACAGCAGCAGCAGGACCAACGCUUGCCAGCACCAGAAGGGUUGCCUGCUGCGCCGGUCGCAGACCCGGCACUGGACGUGAUCAUGGGGGGGGCUACCGGCAGCAGCCGCCCAGGAAGCACAACCAGCAGCAGCAGCAGUGGGGCCAGCAGCAUGCUGCGGGCGCCGAAGGCUGCUGCCGCUGCAGGAGCAGCAGCACUGGGAGGGGUCGGGUCAACAUUCCGCAAGACGCCGGCGGGGGGGGUAACACGGCGGCGUUCAUCUAGCAAGGAGGAGCAGGCGAAGAAGCGGAGAGAGAGGAACAGGGUCUUGGCGCGCCGAACUCGCCUGCGCAAGAAGUUUUUUUUCCAGUCCCUUCAACAGCAGGUGGCGCGCCUCCAGCGCGAAAACGAGCGUCUGAAGGGCAUCGUCACCACGAGAUGCCCGGACUCGGUUGGCGAGAUUCUCAUGAGCUGCAGGUCAAAGAUGCCUUCCAUGGUGGCGGACUGCGCCGGCCAGGCAACCGCUGUGCUGGACCAGAGCGGCUUCCUAUUGGUCAAGGCGCUCCAGUCCAGCCAGCCGAGCUUCUGCGUCACGGACCCGCAGAUGCCGGACAACCCGAUCGUGUACGCGAGCGACACGUUCAUCGAGCUCACCGGUUACGACCGGGCGCAGGUGCUUGGGAGAAACUGCCGGUUCCUCCAGGGGCCGGACACGGACCCAGAUGCGGUGGCGAAGAUCCGCAAGGGGAUCGAGGAGGGGUCGGACACGUCGGUGUACCUGCGCCAGUACAAGGCUGACGGUACGGUUUUCUGGAACCACGUGUUCGUGGCGGCCCUUCGGAACAGCGAGCACAAGAUCAUCAACUACGUUGGUAUCCAGCAUCCGUUGGACAAGGAGCCCUCCCCCGAGGUGGUUGCCUGCAUCAACAACGGCAAGGAGCAGGAGAUCAUGUCUGUCCAAGAAGAAGACCGCCCGGCGGGGUGGGGUGGGCAGUGGCCAGAGGACGUAAACGGGGACCUGGCGACCUUGGACCAUUUGAUGGCAGGCGGGUGGGGGACGGAUUAAGGGGCGCUUGUUGGCUCGUUGGCUGGGGUAAGGGUGAACGCACGGCGGGAGGGGAACGCGGCUGCGGGGUAAGAAUGGGGAGGUGAUGUCAGGGCCUUGCCUUGUCCUUUCUAGUGAAUCAUGCGGCAGCGCGCCCUCGAUAGGCACAUGCUGGCGUGUGGGCGAUCGUGGAGAGGGAAAAGACAACGGAAGGUUUUGGCGCGUCGCUCCUGCGACCAAAAGGAGAACGAGAAGAAAACAAAACAAAACACGGCGGUUAGGACGAAGCAAGGCCUUGUGUAUAUAGUAUUUCCUGGCGAUAUCUUUGGCCAGUUAGUAGUAGGGGAGUCGAGUUACUUGAGUUGAUAGACCAACGAGUUAGCGAGGGAGGGGGCAAGAAGGAGAAGGGGAGGGAGAGAAAGGGUUGGGAUCGGCGUGGAAGCUCACUCUCUCUUCCGCUACUGGUUCACGAUGUAUCGUAACGCCCGACCCGCUUUGUCAGACUUGCAGCGAAUAUAUCCACGUUUUUUGGUGUGUUUCGGUUCGAAGAAAUGUCGACCCGUCGCCGUUCGCAGGGUGUAUCCAUACCACACCCCCCCUGCGGAUGGGCCGUGGCGCGUACUUCAGUACUUCGGUCGUCCGAAAGGCGGAUCAAUCGCAAUAUGGACGACUGAUCAAUAACGAGGGGCAAGAAUACGGCCAAGUCUCGGUGUCAUGCGGUGUGUUCGCGGUGUUCGGGAUUAGACUCGUGACGGGCAAUCAAUCGAGUCUAUAUCGUGUAAGUGUCUGGGGGGUGGGGGGUAAGUUUGCUUUGGAGAUUUUCAAAAGGCUCGGUUUGUGUACGGGGCGGUGGGGCCUGGUUGGCUGUUUUGAUCUUUUUCUUGGUACAGAUGACGUUUAAGGGGGAGCUCUCGUGCUAAGAUUUGCUCGUCCCAAGGCCCUUGCGCUUCUUCCUGCGUGCGCUGGGCUGGGUGUUGGUCAUCGUGCUGGUGGUCGAUGGUUGUUGCACGCCAUCAUACAAGUUUUCUUCUUCGGUGUAACAAUAAAGUUUUCCACGUGCUCUUAUUGGGUUGGACGGGCAAGACGGAUGGUAGUUUGCCUACGUGUUUUUUAGUUUUCCCCGUGCAUUUAUAUCUCGAUGAUGAAAGUGAAAAGUUGAUGGGCGAGAGGGCACGGCCGACUUCUUUUUUCUGCAGUAUUGAUAGAAUUUUCUUUAUUCUUUUGUGGGCACACGAGAAGCGGAGGCGGUUUCCCUCAAUCGGGAUAGAAAGAGGAAGUAGGGAGGCGAUUCAGGAAAUAAUACCAAUACCGCGUUCGCGAAAGAUAGAUAAUUUAGCCGGCUCCUGCUGUACAUGGAGCGAUCCGGUUUUGCUUGAGUGCAGCGGACAUUCCCAAAGUCGAGCGGUGUUUGCGUCGCGCAGGAUGAGCUUGGAUGUGGUGGGGAGAUCAAAGAGAGAAGCACGCCGGUACCAUGCGUGACGUAGACUGUUGGGGUGUGUUUGGGCACAUGGCGCGCAAGCGCCUAGCCGUGAGAGUGCACGGCGAACGCCCCUAUCGAAGCGCAGGUAUUGGUCGCUCAGCUUGUCGUGGUGGUGUGCUGCUUGGUUUGCGAUAAAGUUGAAUUUGAAGGCCGAGUACAGUAAGGUCGGACCGGUUUGUGUGUGCGUGCGUAACUGCCUCAAGUAUUUUUUUUGUCCUGUUGUGUUUUGCCCGUGAAAGAAGGUUUGGGACAUGCAAGCACAGCAGCUGUAAGUGCUCUGACGUGUGGCUCUUCUUGUACUGUACUUCGGACCUUUGUGAACUCACGGCACUUUAGACGCUUCCAAGCUUGCUACGUACGCUGGGGGUAAACAUAACCGUGUCCGAGUUUGGCAUGAAUAAGUUGGUUGCACACCAGAGAACAAUGGUCAUUAAGUUU